Molecule: messenger RNA, 1290 nt
Organism: Nakaseomyces glabratus
Lineage: Eukaryota; Fungi; Ascomycota; Saccharomycetes; Saccharomycetales; Saccharomycetaceae
Gene: RMD5
Product: ubiquitin-protein ligase RMD5
Biological process (GO): proteasome-mediated ubiquitin-dependent protein catabolic process
Cellular component (GO): nucleus; cytoplasm; GID complex
Molecular function (GO): ubiquitin protein ligase activity
Source: RefSeq, a predicted model, not a curated record
AUGUCUAAGUUACUCGCCAGUGUGGAAGGCGAAUACGCAAAGUUCUACCGUCAAUUUGAGGAAGAUGAACAACCGAGAAGGCUCACCCACAUAGAGAAAUGUCUGGAAGACACACAAGAGUUCAAAUUACAAUUGAAGAAACUUAGAGCACAUUUAAAUAAAUACAUUAAUGAUUGUGAGGAGGGGCACAUUGAAGAUCAGAAAAAGUCGCAGAAAAAGAAGGACUUGAUUGUAGAUAAAAUAAACAGGAGUCAUAAGCAGUUCGAGCAUUCAAUAAGAAAAAGCCAUAAGUUACAACAAUCAGCUCUGACUGGAUAUCAUAAGCAUUUUCUAAAUAGACUUACAAAGAUUGAGAUAGAUCAGAUUUAUCUUAACAAGUUACCAGAAGAUGCUCAUAGUUACGUCAAGGAAGCCAUAGGAUAUCAUAUUUGCCGGUAUCAUAUGAAAUCUUUACCAGUUAUGGAUAGUAAGGAUGUAUUAAUAAAUUAUCUUGAGAGUCUAUAUGGUGUCAGUCCGCAAAUGUCAGAUAAGUUUAUUGAUAUGGGUGAAGUCAUACAAAACAUCCAAACCCAGAGUACUCACAGAUGUUUGGAUUGGAUAAAUCAUGUAAGUGAGGAUCAAAUUUAUUCAGAGACGAUUUCGAAAGAGGGAUUAACGACCUUGAAAGAUCUGCAGUUCCAGUUAUAUAUUCUUGAGUUUUUAAAGGUUUUAAGAGAAGGAGAUGCAUUACAAUCUUUCAAAUACAUUACCAAUGUUCUGCCCAGAGGAAACUUUAACGACAAAGCAAACGACAUAAUACAAAAAAUAGCUCCACUUUUGACUAAAAGUGUAAUAGGUAAGCCAGUAGCUGAUAUUGACGCUAUUUUGAAAGAGCAGGUGGACAAAUGCGUGUCGAUUUUUACAAUGGAGUAUUGCGCAUAUUUGAAUCUCCCUCAUCACUCACCUCUAUUUCUGAUUGUCUUGAGUGGUAUAAUAUCUUUCCAGUUUUUCAUAAAAUAUAAAAAUAUCAGGAGUACAGCACAUGUGGGUUGGACCACUGAAGAUGAAUUACCAUUCGAUGUUAAGUUGCCUCCAUUUCUUUCUCACUUUCAUCCGAUAUUUAUAUGUCCUGUUCUCAAAGAAGAAACAACAGUUGAAAAUCCACCAUAUUCGCUGGCCUGCCAUCACAUUAUCUCAAAGAAGGCACUUGAUAGAUUGUCAAAGAAUGGUUCGCUCACAUUUAAAUGCCCUUAUUGUCCUGUGAAUACAUCUAUGGCAAACACUAGAAAGGUUAACUUUAUAAUGGUCUAG